GUUUUUCCUGGGAUUAAAUGGGUUUUACUAGGACUAUAUUAUGUUUUUAGUAUCUCCUUUAAAUUUCGAAAUAUUUUGUUCAUGCUUGCAGCUUUUACCAGUAAUUUCAUGGGCAGACCAAUUUGUAAUACGUACAAAUUAUGGAGCCGUCAGUGGGAAACAAAAAUACAUACAUGGGAAAAAUGUCUUUCAAUUUUUGGGAAUACCUUUUGCGAAACCCCCUAUAGGUGACUUACGUUUCCGAUUUCCGGAACCACCUGAUCCUUGGAGUAAUAUAUUGGAUGCAACUAAACCUCCAAACACCUGUAUGCAACCAUUGCCCGAAUCCCAGGAAUUUCUCGAUGCUACUACACGUGUAUGGUUGAAUACUACAAAAAUGAGUGAAGAUUGCCUCUAUUUAAAUAUAUGGACAAGAGCAAAUAAUAAUUAUUCACAUGAUAUUGGUGAUCGAAAACAUAUGAUGCUUGAAAGUAGCGCUAUAUUUGGUCCUAAAGGUGGUCGACCUGUUAUGGUAUGGAUACAUGGUGGAAGUUUAAUUCGAGGCUCUUCAUCAAUUGAAAUGUAUAAUGGAGCUUAUUUAGCAGGAAAAAUGAAUGUUGUUGUCGUCAGUAUACAAUAUCGGCUAGGACCAUUAGGUUUUCUCUAUUUAGGAAAUGAUGAAAUACCUGGAAAUCAAGGUUUAAUGGAUCAAGUAGCUGGAUUACAAUGGGUUCGUGAAAAUAUAGCUUAUUUUGGAGGAAAUCCACAACAAAUUACACUUUUUGGUCAUUCCGGUGGUGUUAUCUGCGUUGCUCUACAUUUAAUCUCUCCAAUAUCUAAUCAUUUAUUUCAACAAGCAAUAUUACAAAGUGGUUCACCAUUAGCAUGGUGGGCUGUUGAAAGUUCGCAUACAGCUUUAGAAAAGACACGUUUAUUAGCACAAUUAAGUGGUUGUAAUGCUGUAACUGAUUCAAAUGGUCAAUAUUCUAAAGAAUUAGUAAAAUGUUUACGAAGUGUAGAAUCAGAAACAUUAGUUAUCAAUCAAUGGCAUAUGCAUUUAUUACGUAAUGGAGAGAAUUCUUCAAGAACUAAUCAAUUAAAAAAAUUAUACAGAAAUAGAGCAAGUCACCAUCUUUUAAGUACCGCUGGUUAUUAUUUUGAUGUGCCAUUUAAACCAGUAGUUAGUGCUCCAUUUUUACCUGAAUGGCCAUAUGAAGUAUUAGGUUCAGGCAAAUUGAAUAUUCGUCAUCGUAUCAUGUUGGGUGUCAAUAAAGAUGAAGGCAUGUAUCAUCUUGUACAAAGUUUAAGAAUGUAUUUUAUGUCACCUGGUUUAUGGCCACAAAUGCCAAGAGAAUUUCGUCAUGAUAUAGCGCUUAUGGAUCCUCUAGAUUUGUUAGCGUUUUAUAUAAUGGAUGAAAAUUUCCUUCAGUCAGUUUUGUUACAAGCUACUGUUUUUGAAUAUCAAAUUCCUAGCCGAGCAUUAGGCACUGGUAGUUGGACAUCAUUAGAAGUUGUGAAAGCAUUGAAUGAAGUUGGUGGAGAUUACAAUAUAAAAUGUCCAGUUGUUGAAUUUGCUGACUUCUAUUCCCGUGGACCUAAUGCACAGGUAUUUCUUUAUUCAUUUGAACAUCGUACAACUGGUUUAACAUGGCCUGAAUGGACUGGUGUUAUGCAAGGUUAUGAAGCUGAAUACAUAUUUGGUGCACCAUUUAAUCAAGCAUUUAUUGAUCAUUAUUAUAAUUUCACAUUAGAAGAAAAACGUUUAAGUGAAGAAAUAAUGCAGUUUUGGACAAAUUUUGCUUCAACAGGAUCACCAAAUUUAAAUCCUGGAGAAUUUCAUACACGUAAUAAAGAACUUUAUUGGGAUCGAUAUGAAACAUAUUCACCACAAUCUGUAGCAGUUCUCAGUGAAUCAUCAUCAUCAUCAUCAUCAUCUUCUUCUUCAUCAUCUUCACCAUCACUGGGGAUAUCAGGAGUAUCAGUAUCAAGUGUAUCAUCUUCAGAAAUUUCUUCAUUUAAAACACGAAAUGAUGAUUCACGUAAACAUAUGGUUUUUACAUUGCCACGUUCAUAUAUAAGUAAAAAUUUACGUAGACAUUAUUGUAUGUUUUGGCGUGAACAAUUACCAAUGUUAAGAGAACGGAUUUUAUAUAAUUCCGCGUGUAAAUCCCGUCAACCAACUACACAACAUGAAAUGACUGGUAAUAUAAACAAACAAUCUAUUGAAUCAUUUGGUACAUUAUAUCCAAAUAUUAUUAAAUCAUCUGAAUUAAAUACAACUAAACGUAAUCAAGCAUCAUAUAAUUUACAAUUAAAAGUUAAUUACAUUUUAAGCUUAUAUAUUAUUUACUAUUACUGUUACUACUAAUACUUAUUACUACUGACUUGGUAACAUUUUAAUGCAAUUCAAUCGGUUGUUACUGUUCUUUCAAUAUUAUUAUUAUUAUUAUUAACCAGUUGAGAUUCUAUCCCUUUCAUUGUUUCUAUGGUUGUGAUUAACUAUGACUAUGAAAUGAUGGUUGUGACAAAAAGAAAAUAAUAUAGAUCCAAUAUCAUAUUUACAUUUUCUAUUCAUCAUCAGUUGUGAUUUCUUCUCACUCUCCUUCCCUCUCCCUCCCCUCUCUCUCUCUCUCUCUCUCCAUCGUUUGUUUGCUUAUUGUCACUAAUUUUUUUUUGAUGGAGGAAGGGGGGGAGGAUUGUUUUUAUUUCAAUGCAUAUUUACGAUUAUUCUUUUUUCUUGGAUUUAUAUUAAAUCAUUUUCUUCUUGGUAAUGUAACAUUGAAAUCUAAAUGGUUGUGAACACAUUUCAAUGAUGAUUUUGACGAUGCAUUUAAAUAGGCUAUUGGGAGGGGGUGACGGAGAGGGUAUUUCCCUUUGUAAGGUUGUGAAAAUUAUUAUUAUUAUUAUAUGUUCAAUUUAUUACAUGCAUUUCAAAUAACCAGAUUUGUUUACAAAUGAAUUUCUUUGUUUGUUUUUUUUGUUAAUCAUCUAAUGUUGGAUUUUUGAACAGAACUAUUUAUUAUUAGUCAGUAUUAUUAUUACCACUACUUAUAAUACUUAUUUCAGUAGUAUAAAUAUAUAUAUACAAAAUUGGUUGUGAAAAGAGAUUUUGGUUGUGAAGAAAAAUUUUCGGUUGUGAACAAUAGCCUCUCUCUAAUUGAAUCGUUUUUAUUUUAUUUCCCAUUUCAUUUUUGAUCCGUGUAUUUUUUUUGUGUUUUGUUUAAAUUGAACUUUAUUAUUCAGAUAAAAAAUUUUUGAAAAACAAAAACUUAUCGGUAACCGACAGUUUGGUUUUUUUUUGUUAAUUACAUAUUACCUGCUUAUCCGUUGUGAUAAUUUUUAUCUUUGUUCAUUGAUUUAUUAUGAUAUUAGUAACAAUAAUAAUAAACUAAUAAGUAAUGA
Messenger RNA from Schistosoma haematobium, 3381 nucleotides. RefSeq lists its product as uncharacterized. The record is from RefSeq and is a predicted model, not a curated record. Gene Ontology annotation, cellular component: plasma membrane. Lineage: Eukaryota; Metazoa; Platyhelminthes; Trematoda; Strigeidida; Schistosomatidae. Gene Ontology annotation, molecular function: acetylcholinesterase activity. Gene Ontology annotation, biological process: choline metabolic process; acetylcholine catabolic process. The transcript has 11 exons. The coding region runs from base 41 to 2347 and encodes 768 amino acids.